Molecule: messenger RNA, 1429 nt
Organism: Bufo bufo (common toad)
Lineage: Eukaryota; Metazoa; Chordata; Amphibia; Anura; Bufonidae
Gene: RAB3B
Product: RAB3B, member RAS oncogene family
Exons: 5
Coding region: 375-1034 (219 amino acids)
Biological process (GO): regulation of exocytosis; protein localization to plasma membrane; protein secretion
Cellular component (GO): synaptic vesicle; plasma membrane; endosome
Molecular function (GO): GTPase activity; GTP binding
Source: RefSeq, a predicted model, not a curated record
UGAAGCUGAUUAUUUGCAGGGGGAUUUAAACAGAGAGAAUGGAAAGUUGUGGACAAGACAUGGCCAGGGCUGACAGCUGAGGCAGGACUGGCAGCUGGGGCAGGGACAGGCAGGACUGACAGCUGGGGCAGGACUGGCAGCUGGGGCAGAGACUGGCAGCUGGGGCAGGACUGGCAGCUGGGGCAGAGACUGGCAGCUGGGGCAGAGACUGGCAGCUGGGGCAGAGACUGGCAGCUGGGGCAGAGACUGGCAGGGAUAUAAGAAGGACUGGCAGCUGAGUGCAGAAGGCAGACCAAGAGAGACAAGUGGGGAUUCAAGAGUUAACGAGGACUCCAAGGAACCAGGGUCCUGAAGGUGCCUCCCAGGAGACUGAGAUGGCCUCUGCCAACGAUCCAAGGUACGGACAUCGAGAUGCUUCGGACCAGAAUUUUGACUAUAUGUUCAAGCUGCUGAUCAUUGGGAAUAGCAGCGUGGGGAAAACGUCCUUUCUGUUCCGGUAUGCGGAUGACACUUUCACGCCUGCUUUUGUCAGCACUGUGGGAAUAGACUUCAAGGUGAAGACAGUCUAUCGAAAUGAUAAAAGGGUGAAGCUGCAGAUCUGGGACACAGCUGGACAGGAAAGAUACCGGACCAUCACCACGGCCUAUUACAGAGGGGCAAUGGGGUUCAUACUGAUGUACGACAUCACCAAUGAGGAGUCGUACAACGCUGUGCAGGACUGGGCUACCCAGAUCAAGACCUAUUCCUGGGACAACGCACAAGUCGUUUUAGUGGGAAAUAAAUGCGAUAUGGAGGACGAGAGGGUGAUAGCGCCUGAAAAGGGGAAGCACCUUGCCGAUCAACUUGGGUUUGAGUUUUUUGAAGCAAGUGCAAAGGAGAACAUACAGGUGAAGCAGGUCUUUGAGCGCCUUGUGGAUAUCAUCUGUGUCAAGAUGUCGGAGAGUCUGGAAAAUGAGCACGCUGCAGCCAGCGGUGGGAAGAACCUGCGCUUUACAGACGCUGCAGACCCCAUGCAGCAAAAAUGUUCCUGUUAAUCCAUUCCUCUCCUCCCCGGGAGCAACCAGUGAAGCUUGGACUCGUUGUGUUACCGUUUCCUCUAUUUGGUAAAACAUUGCCGGUCUGUGCCGGGGAUAGAAUGUGAACCGCUACUCAAGCCAUGUUGAUGUCCCAGGAUACAAUGGCUGGAAUCUGAUUCCGUAAAUCCGAAUAUCUGCCUAGGAAUACAGUAACGCAGAUAGAAGUAACAAUAGGAGAUGUUCUUAAUACGUAAUUGUAUGGAAAAGUGACUACUGUCCUGUGUGUGGUGUAAUUCUUAGCUUCCGAAAUACACACGUGUGCUUUUAUGACCUAUGUCUACAAUUGUGUGUCAUAGAAAUGUAAAUAUAUAAAUAUAUUACCGUGUUAAAUCCACCGACAAUAAAGUUAUUUG